AUGAAUUUACUUGUGGCAAGGGAUGUGCAGCUGCUUUUGCUGAUGAAAAUCGUUGUUCCUCAAGUGCCGCCAAUCGGAGAAAUGCUAGGCUCCCAAGAAUUAAUGAAGCGUAGCUUUUUCAUCAUUUUAAUCAUUUCUUAUCAUUUCUUUUGGAAAAGUUCAACAGAUAGCGUAUUAAGCGAAAAAUACGUUAUGAAAAGGGAAAAAUUAUAUAAUAAUGGCUUUCCCGUUUGGAAAAAUGCAAAUAAAACGAUAGUCGAUAUAGCUCCAAGUCGUUUUAGCUAUAAAAUGAAGACUUAUGCGGAAGAAACUGUGUUGUUUGCAGACAGUUGGGAGAUGCGUUUUUCGUGCUGUUCUUCAGGGCCCAACGGGAAAGCAUGUACCGUCAGUGAAUCGCAUGUGACAAAUACGGCAUUUUUGAGCGACUUAGAACGAUUUGUUGAGACACCGGCACCAUUAAGCCCAAGUGACUCGCGCAGUUGCAAGGUAUACGCGCUAGACUGCGAGAUGGUUUAUACAAGGCGCGGCCUGUCACUUGCGAGAAUAAUUUUAGUGAAUUGUAAGGGUGAAACGGUGCUGGACAUUAUAGUUAAGCCUGAAUCGCCUGUUAUGGAUUACAACACUCGGUUCAGCGGCUUAACAAAGAAUUUGGUGGACACAACGAUAUACGACUUCAAACAGGCAAGGGAAAGGUUUCUCGAGUUCGUUAACUCGGAAACCAUUCUAAUUGGGCAUAGUUUGGCAAGCGAUUUGAAAGCCCUACGCAUUGUCCACCACAAAAUAGUCGACACAUCCGACGUUUUCCCGCAUGAAAGAGGACCGCCAUAUAAAAGGUCAUUGAAAAAUAUCUUCAGUGAUAUUUUUCAAGUGAAAAUUCAGAAAAACGGUUAG
This is a messenger RNA of Dracunculus medinensis (Guinea worm), 891 nucleotides long. The record is from the annotation of a GenBank genome assembly. Lineage: Eukaryota; Metazoa; Nematoda; Chromadorea; Rhabditida; Dracunculidae.